Messenger RNA from Rangifer tarandus platyrhynchus (Svalbard reindeer), 558 nucleotides. NCBI's taxonomy places the organism in Eukaryota, Metazoa, Chordata, Mammalia, Artiodactyla, Cervidae. The record is from the annotation of a GenBank genome assembly.
AUGAGUCGGGCGGCUGUCAGCCCGGCUGCUCCCGCCUCCCGUGCCAGAGAAGAGUCUGAAAGUCAUGCAGUCCAAACAGCGACCUUGGCGGGGGACAGGCACACUUUCUCCUGUGGGCACUCUGUGAAGCCUCCUAAAGACCGAGAGCCCACGAACCAGUGUCCUGCACUCUGGAAACAAAUCAGUUGCACCUACACAGAUAUAGGCCGAGCGAGGACAGGCCCCCCAGAGGGGGAGCUUCAGGAUCCAAGCCAGGCUAGUACAGACGAUCUCGGGAGACAGAUGGCCAGGCGGGUGGGCCGGCAGAGAGAGGCUCAUGUUCCUUGUCAAGAUGACACUCAAAAGUACAUCCCCGUCAUCGCGGGUUGUCAGUGGCGUUGUCAGCGCGAGAUGCCGUGUGUGUUUUUGGACACUCUACUCUGGGGCACGAACACCAUGCUGACAUCGCUGAUCAGGACACUCGGAGUCACUGGAGCCGAGCGGGGAGUGACUUACCCCUGCCUGUCAGCCGCCGGGUCUGGCCGUGCCGAGGCCGCCCAUCAGAAGCUGAAGAUGUGA